Molecule: messenger RNA, 2613 nt
Organism: Labrus bergylta (ballan wrasse)
Lineage: Eukaryota; Metazoa; Chordata; Actinopteri; Labriformes; Labridae
Source: RefSeq, a predicted model, not a curated record
CGUUUGGUUAAGAUUGACCUGCCUGGGCCGCCGUCGCAGUGAAAAACAUUGACAAGCAGCUGUUCCUUCAGUAUUAGUUUACAGAGCUCACGUGUAAGAUUUUACAUCGUUUAGUGUAACCGAGUGUUGCAUAAAAGACUCAUUUGUGUCACUAAUAAAAAUAAUGGAGCCUGCUAUACAAAUAAAACCCGGGGCGACUAAAUGGGACAUUCGUCAGAAAGUCUGGGACUACAUUGAAGAAAAUAAUCUGGCCAAUUUCCCAAGACCUGUUCACAACAGAAUCCCAAAUUUCAAGGGUGCUUUCACAGCCUGCAACAAGGUGUCUGAGCUGCAGGUUUUCACCAAGACAAGUGAGGUGAAGGUGGAUCCUGAUAAAACUCUGGAAGGUGUCCGGAUGGCAGUGCUACAGGUAGCGCUGCACUGGGGGUUAAAUAUGUCUCGUGUUCAUUUUGGUGGAUUAGCCCCAAAGUUUAACUUUUUUUUUUCUUCCUGUCCUCUGAACCUCUUCCUCCAGGGUGUGAAGGACUUUAGUGUGCCUGUUGGCCUGGAUGCAAAGGUGAAGGUGGACUUGGUGGUGGUUGGCUCUGUAGCAGUGUCAGAGAAAGGAAUUCGGAUUGGAAAAGGAGAGGGUUUUGCUGACUUGGAGUACGGCAUGAUGGUCUCAAUGGGAGCUGUGAAUGAGUUUACCGUCGUGGUCACUGUUGUCCACGACUGUCAGGUUGUGGAAAUUCCAGAUGAGUUAAGAGAAAGUCACGACCUGACUGUGGACUACAUCCUCACACCCACCAGAGUGAUUAAAACCAACUGCCAGUUCCCUAAGCCACUGGGAAUCAUCUGGACUAAGUUGAACACAGAAAAGCUGCUGAAGAUCCCCAUCCUAAAGAAGCUUAUUGCUCUUGAGGAAAAGGCCGGAAAGGAUGUUACACUGGGGGCCCUGCCUGCUUCACCAGAGCCAGGUCCGCGCACGAUUAGACCCACAAGACAAACUAGACAGAGGCCAAGACAGGAUGCUGAGGGAGAUUUCAGGCAGGAGAGAGCAGUGGACUCAGAACAGAAAGCCAGACAGCGUCCAGCUCGAGUGAGGAAAGAAAGCAGAGGAGAUGCAGGUAAAGAGGGUGAAACCAAUGAGAGAAGAAGGGGUAAAAGUGGGGGGAACUUUAGGGAGAAGGUCUCAGAGGAGGGUGGAAGUGAAGCGUUAUCUCAACGUAAGCUUCCUGUGAGUGUGACCACAGUUUACCUCGGGGGAAUCCCUGCUGGGCUGCGUGUCAGUGAGCUGAAAACGGCCCUCAGAGAGAGGGAGGCAACACCACUGAGGCUCACCUGGCAGGGAGCUCAGCACAGGGCCUUCCUAGACUACACUGACCCCCAGGCUGCUGAGCAGGCCCUAGAGGCUCUGCAGGGUCUCAGUCUGAACGGCAGCAGUCUGCAGGCUGAGCUGGCCAAGAGCCAGCGGGGAGGCAAGAGGUCCGGACAGGACAGGAACCGGAGACCAAGACCAACAGCUCCGAAAUCCCAACCAGCACAGCCGGAUACUGAGAGUGCCGUCGAUGUGGUGACUGAGCCAUAGAAGUGAAGAAAAGUUAUGUACCUUAAGAAAACUUUGGUUUGCUUUAAAGAAUAAAAAAGAAAUCUGGAUUUAAUACAAGUUCAGGUCAGUUACAUGGACUUAGAUAAUAAGGUUAAUGAGCUCGAAAAAAAGAAUAAAUAAUAAAUAUGCAGUUUCUGAAUCCCAGCAUCGUAACACAUUUCACAAAGUAUUUUUUUUUAUUAUUUAACAAUGAUUAACCAAACACCUCUGUGCCUUGUUUUUUUCGACACACCUCCUGGUGAGUGUAUCCCAGGAGCCCUUCAAAACCAAGGACUGUAUCCACUGUCUUUAGUGAAAAUACAAGGAUUGACUCUAUUCUAUUUUUACAACCAGUGUUAGCUUCUUCUAUAAGGUCAUGUUUUUAUGUUUUUCUACUUGAACCACGGCCAUGGGCAAAAGAGGGACCCAUUAGUUAGGAAGCUGAUAGCGCUACCAUGUGGUUAUUUCUAUUUUUCAUUGGAAAAUUUAGAUUCCUGACCACUGGAUGUUAUCAGUAAAGUAAGAAAUUCAUGAUCUUACAUUUCUAAAUCCAUAUAGGCCAAACCAACAUUGACCACAGAUUUUCCACCAAUUCCCUACCAUUCUUCACUCCUUGACAAAUUGAUCUAUCCAAUUUGCCAUAAACCUUGCACAGCGCAAAGCACUCCUGAGUCCUUUACAUUGUGCACAUUGCAGACACUAAAACAUCUAAAUGUAUUUCAUUUCUAAAUAACUAAGAGUUUUGUGUGCAGCCUCACUAGAGCUGUUAUUUUUUAUUGUAUUUGCAUACUGUACUUUUUAAUUGGCUUGGGUUUUUUCCUGAAAAUUUCAAAAUAGAUGCUGGGAUUUUAAACAUUUAUAUUUGUACCUCCUUUUUAACAAAAUACAUUUAUGCAUUUUGUCUAGUUAGGUCAGUUUUCAUUUCAAGUUAGCCUCAUCGUUGAACAGAUAGGAUGCACUAACAUGUCUGAAUAGACUAUUAGAGUGUAAAUACAGUCUGUAAGAGAUUACAAUGUUCUCUAUUAAAACUUUGAAUUCAAGAAUGA